This is a messenger RNA of Colletotrichum higginsianum IMI 349063, 2376 nucleotides long. RefSeq names its product Glucan 1,3-beta-glucosidase. The coding region runs from base 1 to 2376 and encodes 791 amino acids. Gene Ontology annotation, molecular function: polygalacturonase activity. The record is from RefSeq and is a predicted model, not a curated record. The transcript is spliced from 4 exons. NCBI's taxonomy places the organism in Eukaryota, Fungi, Ascomycota, Sordariomycetes, Glomerellales, Glomerellaceae.
AUGCGAGUCGCAACCGCGUUCUGGCUCGCGGCAGCCACCCUCGCCAAGGCCGCGUACUGGAUGGAAGACAUCGAUCACCAGGGCAUCUCGGCAUACCACCCGGACCCGAACUACAAAGUCUUCCGCAACGUCAAGGACUUCGGUGCCAAGGGCGACGGCGUCACGGACGAUACGGCCGCCAUCAACGAGGCCAUCUCCUCGGGCCAGAGAUGCGAGCCGGGGAAGUGCAAGGGCGAGACGACGUCGCCGGCUACCGUCUACUUCCCCCCUGGAACCUACCUCAUCUCGGGCUCCAUCAUCGACUUCUUUUACACUCAAAUCAUCGGCGACCCGACUGACAGGCCCGUGAUCAAGGCCGCCGCCAACUUUCCCACCAACACCACCCUCGGCCUUCUUGACGGAAACCAGUACGGCGCAAACGGCCUGGCAUGGGGUGCUACCAACGUCUUCUUCAGACAAGUCCGCAACCUCAUCUUCGACACCACCGACAUCCCGGCGUCCGCGUCGGCUCUUGCGAUCCACUGGCCGUCGUCUCAGGCCACCUCCAUCACCAACUGUGUCUUCCGCCUCGCCGAGGGCGCGGACAGCAAGCACGUUGGUCUCUUCAUCGAGGAGGGCUCCGGCGGGCUUUUGAACGACCUGGACUUUUACGGAGGGCAGUACGGCGCCAACUUUGGCAACCAGCAGUACACCCUUCGCGGCGCUCGCUUCUUCAACGCCCAGGUAGCCAUUAACCAGCUGUGGGACUGGGGCUGGACGUACAAGAGCAUCUACGUCGAGAACUGCGGCACCGGCAUCCGCAUGCAGGACAACAGCACCACGUCCAUCACCCUGAUCGACUCGCAGUUCGUCAACGUCAAGACGGCCAUCCGCACGAGCCGCGACCCGGGCGCCAAGGUGCCCUCGACGGCCGGCACCCUGGUCUUGGAGAACGUCGCCUUCUCCAACGUCGGCGCCGCCCUCAUCGGUCCCAAGAACAACACCAUCAUCCCGGGAACCUCGGGGACCAUCCUCAACCAUGGCUUCGCCAUGGGCCACGUCUACACGCCCACCGGCCCCACGGACUACACGGGCGGCGACGCUUCCUACUUCCCCGUCUACCCGGCGCUCCUGGCGUCCUCCUCGACUAACGGCACCAAGUACUACGAGCGCUCCAAGCCGCACUACGAGGACGUCCCCGCGAGCUGCUUCAUCUCGGCUCGCUCCUUCGGCGCCAAGGGCGAUGGCACAACGGACGACACGGUGGCGCUCAACAACCUCUUCAACUACGUUACCGCCGACCCGUCGGCCUACCUCGUCGCCUUCGUCGACGCCGGCACGUACUACGUCUCCGACACCGUCUUCAUCCCGCCCGGCGCGCGCAUCGUCGGCGAGGCGCUGGCCUCCAUCAUCAUGGGCGGCGGCGCCCGGUUCCAGGACAUUACGCGGCCGCACCCGGUCGUCAAGGUCGCCAUCCCCGGCCAAUGCGGCUCCAUCGAGUGGUCCGACAUGAUCGUCUCGACGCGCGGCGCGGCGCCCGGCGCCAAGGUGAUCGAGUACAACCUCAACACGCUCGGCGGCGAGCCGUCGGGCAUGUGGGACGUCCACGUCCGCGUCGGCGGGUUCGCCGGCACGCAGCAGCAGCUCGCGCAGUGCCCGACGACGCCCAACGCCACCGUCACGGCCGAGACGGUCGACGGCAACUGCGUCGCCGCAUGGAUGAGCAUGCACCUCACGCGCGCGAGCUCCAACGUGUGGAUGGAGAACUGCUGGCUCUGGAUCGCCGACCACGACCUCGAGGACCCGGACUACAAGCAGGUCACCGUCUACGCCGGCCGCGGCCUGCUCGUCGAGUCCACCAACGGCCGCGUCUGGCUCUCGGCCUCGGGCAGCGAGCACCACACGCUCUACCAGUACCAGCUCUUCAAGACGCGCGACGUCUACAUGGGCCAGGUGCAGUCCGAGACGCCGUACUACCAGCCGAACCCGCCCGCGACGAUCCCCUUCCCGCGCGUCCAGGGGUAUCACGACCCGGACUUCGAGGCCGACUGCCGGGGCCGCCAGGGGAAGGGACCGGGCGCGCCGACGUGCGCGAUGGCGUGGGGCCUGCGCAUCAUCAGCAGCCGCAACGUCGUCGCCUUCGGGGCCGGGCACUACUCCUUCUUCAACAACUACAACACGUCGUGCAGCCAGAUCGGCGCCGGCGCGCGGUGCCAGCAGAGGAUCGUCGACGUCCGGGACGCGCCGGGCAACUGCACGGCGACGGACGACGUGAACAUCUACAACCUGCAGAUCGUCGGCACGCGGGCCAUGGUCACCCGGGACGGAACGGACGUGGCCUUUUACAAGGACAACAUCGCCGGGUUCACGGCGGGCAUUGCGCUGUAUCAGCACUGA